Candoia aspera is the source of this 6468-nucleotide messenger RNA. RefSeq names its product calcium release-activated calcium channel protein 1. Gene Ontology annotation, molecular function: store-operated calcium channel activity. Gene Ontology annotation, cellular component: membrane. The coding region runs from base 108 to 788 and encodes 226 amino acids. Lineage: Eukaryota; Metazoa; Chordata; Lepidosauria; Squamata; Candoiidae. The transcript has 2 exons. The record is from RefSeq and is a predicted model, not a curated record. Gene Ontology annotation, biological process: store-operated calcium entry.
GGCGGGCCGGCGGGCGAGGCAGCCGGACCGGCCGGGCGCCCGGAGUGCCAGCCCGCGACCCGGAGGAGAGGGCAGGGCGACGGCCCGGCCGGGCUCCGCUGCGCCCGAUGAGCCUCAACGAGCACUCCAUGCAGGCGCUGUCCUGGCGGAAGCUCUACCUCAGCCGGGCCAAGCUGAAAGCCUCCAGCCGCACCUCGGCGCUGCUCUCCGGCUUCGCCAUGGUGGCCAUGGUGGAAGUCCAGCUAGAUGCCGAACAUGACUACCCACCAGGCCUCUUGAUAGCCUUCAGUGCCUGCACGACGGUGCUGGUGGCGGUCCACCUCUUUGCCCUGAUGAUCAGCACCUGCAUCCUGCCCAACAUCGAGGCCGUCAGCAAUGUCCACAACCUCAACUCAGUCAAGGAGUCGCCCCACGAGCGCAUGCACCGCCACAUUGAGCUGGCCUGGGCCUUCUCCACCGUCAUUGGGACUCUGCUGUUCUUGGCUGAGGUAGUGCUCCUCUGCUGGGUGAAAUUCCACCCACUGAAGAAGAAAACGGGUGCCGAUAGGCAGGCGGGCAACACCACCAUCACCGCCGGUGAGGCUGCGGCCAUCACCUCCACCACCAUCAUGGUCCCCUUCGGACUGGUCUUCAUCAUCUUCGCUGUCCACUUCUAUCGCUCGCUGGUGACUCACAAGACGGAUCGUCAGUUUCAAGAGCUGAGCGAGCUGGCCGAGUUUGCCCGCUUGCAGGACCAGCUGGACCACAGAGGGGACUCCCUACCAUCUCCCGGUGGCCAUUUUGCCUAGAAAGAUGCCCAUCAGGUUGGCAGGGGAAGAUCAAGCAUGGAGGAGCCAGCUACAUCCUCCUGACCCUUCCUGGCCCAAAUUUGGCUGCGCUGCAGUCUCUGCGUGGGGAGAGAGACGACGGUAGUUGAACUGGACCGUGACUUAUUAGGGCUUUAAAAAAAUAAUAAUAAAUCAAUAAAAGGCAAAGAAUUGUUCUGGUUACAUUAUGGAACACUUAACACCUGGGAUUCCUGCCCAUCGCCCACGUUUCUCGCGGCCCUGCCUCCCCUUGUCGUCAGCCGGGUUUCUUUUCUUUGAAAUGGCGAUUCAUCAUCGGAGGAAAUGGAAAAAUCUACAGCGUCAGGCGGUGGGUGGGUGAGGAAAUUAGAGGCUUGGAGGGAACUAUUAUUCCUUUGACUCUUUUGUGUCAAUUAACUGGUGUUGGCUGGAGUCAUGCGCAGCCUGAAUGCAGAAGUUCUUGAGAACAUCCAGGGACUAACGGCGAAGUUUGACUUUGCUCACCGGCCAAACUGGAAGCAAAGCAGGCAGCAGAGAGAGAGAGAGAGAGAGAGAGAGAGACAUCCCAACCACAGGGCAGCCCUUAACCAGCUUCUAAGAAGUGGCUCUUCGUUUUUAAAAGGAAAACAAAACCUCUCGUUCCUAGUCCUCAUAGAGGCAGAGAUAGGCUUAAAAAGGCACGUCUGCCAAGCCUGUUAGGAAUUUUACAAGCUUGUGGGGAAUGAGUGUGCAAUCAGGCUGGGGUUGUGUGUGGCGGUGAGCUUUUUCAUACGCUUUAAUUUUUCCCACCACUGACAGAAUUGAGAAAAAUCAGCCUGUAUUUCCCAGGGCUUAAUCAGAAUCCAGGUUCUGUUAUUGCAAAAUGUGGGGCAUCUCUCGCCAUUCUUCCACCCUUCCUUUUAAGGACAGAAGGAACAAUAACCCUGGAUAUACCUAACAGGCCAUUUCUCUCCAGGGGUGAAGUCUUAAUCACCACAUUUCCCCAAACCGGUGCAGUUGUCCCGGCUGGAGAUCAAGCAAGUUGUAAGCCAACAUACCUGGAGGGAACCAGGCUGAGAAACACGCUGGCCUUUGGGUAAAGCCCACGAAACUCCAUCUGCGUGCAUAGGUGCCCGUGUAUGUAAGUAAAGCAUCAUCCCCAGGCAUAAGUUAUUUAUUCCUGCCUUACAGAAUUCUGUUCAAAAGAGUUUUCUGGAUUUCUGCAUCUCUUUCCCCUGGAUGAUGGUGGUGAUGGUGAUGAUUUUAUUUUAAAUGCUUUUUCUAUUGCUGUCUUACAGUGGCAGCCCAAAGUCCAUCAAGUCUGCAGAUCUCUGCCUUGCCAAAGGAAAAAGGUUUCAAACUGGUUUCCUUGGCUUCCGCCAGAGUUUAUCCCUGUCCUAGGCGAGUGGAAUUUGGGGGGAUCCUGGAAGACUUGGCUGGAGAUGACCCUUCAUCUGUCUCUACACUGCUCUUCAUAUUUUAACAAACACAUCCUUCUGUCCUCUGGUUAUGUCAAUGCCACCCCCCGACCGCCCCUGGUAGAACUGCAAAUGUACAGCAUUUGAUGUACAUGCUUUGAUCAAAGGGUGUCCUUGGGGAGGUCAAAAAAGUCAAUAUGGUGGCCACAACGCUGCAAUCAAAGCUGGAAUUUGGAUUGCAGUGUCUGGCCAAUGUCUUGACUUUUUUGACCACCCCCCAUGUGAUCUGUCCUUUCAACCCUUUACCUGUUUGUAUCAUGUCCUCUGGACCUGAGAGGCUACCAACAGCAGGGGUGUUGUUUAUCUGAAGGAACCAACUUGACUGGUCCCUGUCUCCAAAGGUUUUGGAAGAUAAAACCAGCAAGAGGCAAAGGGAAUGGGAAUGUCUGUGGUGACCCAAUGUAGGCCAUUAUUUCGAUGGCAGAUACGUUGGCUGAGCCCCAGGAAGGUAGAGGGAGGUGACCUGCCCGCACUUUCUUAUGCAUUGAUUACAGUUCCAUCAGCUGAUAGUAAGGACAAGGGGUCUGUAAUCCAAAAUCUCUGUAGAGCAUCCAUUGCCUCUUUCUGCUGUCAAGUGUGGCUUGGUGUUCUCCACAGACGUUCUGGAGAUGUUUGAGGACUCAGCUGUGCUGGCUAGGACUUCUGGGAGUUGUGGCCCCAAACAUCUGGAGGGCAGACAGUUGGGGAUGAUCCAGGGCACCUUUUGGUGGAGUGAGCGAAUUGCCCUCCCCACGGAUGUGCAGGAUGGGUCACGUGCCGAUUUCUGCCUAACCCAAAUCAUCAUUUGCUCACUGUGCCUCCUGAUGAUUUAGGGGCAGAAGUUCCUCCUCAGUCUAGUGCUGCAUUGAUAGAGUUUGCACUGUUGAAAUUACUACUGGAAUAUCUCAGCUUCGUUUUACCACUGGCUUUUCUUUUUUUAGCCUGGGAUACUUGAAAUAGUAGAGAUCUUGGAUGGUGAGGGAGUACUGUUCUCUCUCCAAUUAGAAAAAACGGGGAUGGAUGACCGUUGGGUUUCCUGGAGAAGCGUUUGGCCUUCUCCUCUCUUUAAAAUAAAGAUGGAGUUCCCCCUGCUUAGCUCGUCUCUCGCCCUUGCCCCCAACCUGCUUAAAAGCCAGAGGCCGAGGGGAGACGUGGAAUUUCGUACCAGAAAUUAAAGAAGCCAAACGCUUUUCCUGUUCAACCGAAUGCAGGGCCAAAACAGCUGCUUUGAAAGAGUGCACAAGCUGCUUCCAUCCUGCAGCCAUCUGGUGUGGUUAGAUACUUCCUUCCUGAGAAAAUAAAGAAAACAGGUUGCAGAGCGGGGGAGAUUCUGCACAGGUGACACGUGGGGCAGGGAGUCCAGAAAUGGUGGGAAACGCGACCUGGGAAGCUGCUAAGUGCUGGUGCAGAGCAGGGCUGUCAACCACAAGUUUGCCCAUUACUUUGAGCUCUGCCAGCUGCUGGCCCCGAAUUAUUGUUUUUAAGGCCAUGGAGGAAGUCACUAAGCCUCUUCCAUAUCUCACCAUAGGAGCUCAGUUCAAUUUAAAGUUUUUGCGGCCAUGCUCUCUGUUUGAAGUGGGGACCACUGAUGCUCUGCUCAAGGCCCAGAGUGGUGUCUUCUCUGGAAAUGGGGUGCACCUCUGCUUGGAAGAAUCAGAGCCUGCUGUUUUGGUACGCUGGGGCUUAGCCUACCCUCUCCCCAGACAGAAAAGACCACUGCGUUCAUUAGACUUUUUGGCAGCUUCAUACAGGACUUCCUAUCGCCAUGUUUCUGGCCCACCCACUUUAUCUUCUUUUCCCAAUCAGGAAGAUUUUGGCUAAGAUUUCUGAGUCUGGAUGUCUGACGCUGGAGGGUCCGAGAGGCUACAAAAUGUUUCAAACUCAGGUGUUCCUCAACCAUUCAGGGGGCUCCAGAAGAGAGUAUUUUUAAUUGCUUGCAUUAACAGACUGACUCGUAGACAAGGGGGGAAAAGCUGGUUUUUCUGCUUUCGAAACAGCCAUGGGUUUAAAUAAUAGCUUUUCUUUAAAAAAAAAAAAAGUGUGGGUAUACAUUUAUCAAUAAGAAUAAAUUAGAUACAAGUAUUGACAUUUGUUUGCAUUUUUUUUAAAUUUGUAGGAGUGGGGCUUGGCUCCUUAAAUGUAAUCUUUUCUGUGUUUGCUUGAAGAUAUAUAUUUUAAGAGCACUAAUUUUUGGACCGUAAGUCGUAGCAUCCAAUGCAGGGAUGGCUUUUCCAUUCUGGAAGUGUUGAUCAAGGGGAGAGUUGAAAUGGGCUUCGAGUUCUGUGUUUUUUGCUCCAUUUUUCAUUCUGAUGACUUCUGGUGUCCAAACAUGGUAGAUUUCAGAGUUUUUCCUCCAAGCAGAGACUCCUUACGAUUGCCUCUCGAGGUCUGGAAUGUGGGAAGUGUUUGAAUUGGAGAGCUACGCCUGGGUGUGCUGAAAUAUGAAAACACAUUUGUACUCCUGUGUGUGUGUGUGUGUGUGCUUAAUCCAGCAAUUGUGUUCUUUGAAGUCAUUGUUGCCUUUGUAUAAUACUUUGGUCCACCUCUCCUUAUAUGUGCAGCCCUCAGAAAUUUAAAAAAACAAACUUUAAACUUCCCAAUUCGACAAACUUUAAAAAAAUCAAAUCUUUAAUCAACAUUGUGGCUGUAAAAUAUUAAAAUCUUGUGAGCCAGGAUUAGAAAAAGAUAUGGGAAGAUAUCCUCAAAAUUUAUAUACUUGGCAAACAUGUCAAAUUGCUGGUAAUAUUUAGGGGGCGUAGAACUGCCUAGGUGGGGCGGGGGGGACAUUGGCUUUGCAUGCAGCAAACCCCAGCUUUGACAUUCAGACUCUCCAGCUAAGAAGGAAAGUCUCCCUCAAGCUGAACCUGACCCUUGGGACUCCAUGGACACCUACAUAGUUUCUGGGCAAUCAUGCGGAAAAAAGUUUCUUCCAAGUGGUUUUUUGAAUUCCCUCCCUGUCUCUUUAAGAUUUCCUGAUGGUUUCCCAUCCAGUGAUGAAUCAGGCUCAACCCUGCUUGGCUCUGCAGGCCAAACGGGGUGGGUCUGCUGCUACCACUUGUUUGGUUAGAAGAAAACAACCUUGUCUGAAAUCGUGGCAGGCCACCGCUGAUGUGGACUCACCUUCCCCAUCCAGACAUGAAGGGUGGUAGUGACCCACUAUGCUUGCUAGAAGGAACUGGAGAGUACACAUCUGGGGGUGCCAGGUUGAGGAAAACGGAACAGUGCGGUCCUAAUGCAGCCCAGGCUCGGCUACAGGCCUGGUGGGCAACCUACAAUGCCAGAAUCACACCUUGUUGAACUACAAUUUCUCUGUUGCCCCAGAGGGCAGGUCUAGAACCAAGGAUGGGGGCUGAGGAUAGAUGUCAGGAGGAACUUCCUGCCUGUACAAGCUGUCAGCCAGUGGAACAGACUGCCACAUGAAGUGGUGGGUUCCCUUCAAACAGAACAUCUGUCAGAAAUGCUGUAAUGGAUCCUGCACAGACUAGGAGGUUGGACCAGAUCAGGGUUCCUCAACCUUGGCAGCUCUAAGCGGUGCGGACUUCAACUCCCAGAAUUCCCCAGCUGGCUGAGGAAUUCUGGGAGUUGAAGUCCACACCGCUUAGAGCUGCCAAGGUUGAGAAAUCCUGGACUAGAUGACUUCUCUGGCCCCUUCCAACUCUGUGUGGCUCUAUUACUAUUUUUUUUAUUGUUGGCAGUCUUUGGAACGACGCUGCUGAAAUUUGACAGCCCGGUUGCUAAAAAAUGGGACGGCCAACACAAAAAAUCUUCGGAAAAACCUAAACUCGCCGACCGGAUGGAAAAUCCCAGCUCUGCAACCCGGCUACAUUUUGUACCAUCAUCCUGACCGCUGCAGAGCCCCAUCCAAAAAACUGCCCACCCCUUUUCCUAAACAAUUUCCAAAACACUUUUUCUCCCCCAUUUCUUGACAGUUGCUCUCCAAAGGCAGACGUUUCCUCACAUCCUUUAAGCGAAACUUAUUUUUUGUCUCUUUGCAAAAGUGGGGGUUUUCUCAAUCAGUUCUUCCGCCCCCCCCCCCCCAUCACACAAACCAUAUUCUGCUGCAUUUUGUGAUAACUAACAAUGUCUGUAAAUAAAAGACGUGAUUCUGCCCCACGCAUCGUUUGACUGGGGGCUGCAGGGGCAUUUAUUUCUUUAAUCGCAUUUCUUUGAAGAACGUGUGCCUGCUCAGUAAUUGCCAAGAUGACUAGAAAUGAAAGUAGAAAAUUAAAAAUUAUUUUUCCAGUUUA